This is a messenger RNA of Zeugodacus cucurbitae (melon fly), 8115 nucleotides long. It is a transcript of the gene Mbs, whose product is annotated as protein phosphatase 1 regulatory subunit 12A. Gene Ontology annotation, molecular function: enzyme inhibitor activity; phosphatase regulator activity; protein kinase binding. The record is from RefSeq and is a predicted model, not a curated record. Gene Ontology annotation, cellular component: cytoplasm. The coding region runs from base 1113 to 6011 and encodes 1632 amino acids. The transcript is spliced from 21 exons. NCBI's taxonomy places the organism in Eukaryota, Metazoa, Arthropoda, Insecta, Diptera, Tephritidae.
AAUAAAUAGACUAAGGCAGCAAUAAUAUUCGAGUAUUCACGACGCACAGUAAUCAAUACACUAAAAGAAUUAUGAGCGAAAAGGAAGUUGUAGAAAAUUAUUUUGAUAUAAAAUGAAAUUUGAAAAAGAAUUACAUUUUUGGUUUGUAAAGGAAAGAGAAAAAAUAAGUGAGAAAGUGGUGGACGACGUAGUACAGAAAGUAGAAGUGAAAUAAUUAGGAUACGAUCAAAAUUGCGGAGUGUAAAUCGAAAGGUGACUACAACGAUACAUAGGAGACAAAGCAAUUCGAAUCACAAGUGAAAGAAAAACGAAAAAAUAACAAACAGAAAAAGCACCGGAAAAAGAGGCAUAUGAAAGUUUAAAUGCAGUGAAGUGAAAAGAAGAAUUAUGAUAAAGCAAAAUUGUGAAGAAAAGCUGUUAUGUGCAAUAAAGGUGCUGGCUCAGUAAACGAAGCGAAAAGAUAGUAGAUAGAGUGAAGUUAUUUUUUUCGGUUUGCAUUGUGUGUGUGUGUGAGAAAUUGAAGAAGGAAGCAAAGCAAAUAAGAGCAAAUGUGCAAGAAAGCAGAAAAGUUGAUUAAAUCGGGCAAAGUCAACUCCAAACGACAAUUGAAAGCAACUAAAAUACAUACAAAUAUUAGUGCAGAAAAAUAUUAUAUACAAGAUCAUAAAUAUUAUUACAGAUUUUGAAAAGAAAAUCAAUGUGUGCUUAGUGCUUGUGAACAUCAAUUCACAUUCAUUGCGUCUUAUUGCAUAUUUUUGAUGCUUCCAGCGAAGAAAUAUAUAAUAAAAACGAAACAAAAGUUAAAAAAUACUAAUAAAAAUUUAAAACAUAACAUUAGGUAGUCUGCGGUUAAUUACAUACUCAUUUGGAUUUCCAAUACGGCAAUUUUUCGGCGGGUUUGUCAGAGAGACAAACUGCCUUUUAUUGACUGCCAGACAGUCUAAUAGGCCAGGCAGUCGGCUCAACAAAUUGAUUGGAAGAUUGAGUGAUCAAUUCAUAUUGUUGACCAAGUGACGUCGAUCAAUUUGAAGUUUAAACUAACUACUACUAUAACAACAACGAUUUCGUCAUUUGAAUAGCAGCAAUAAAUAAAUUGAAAAAAUAUAUUCAAAAUGUCUUCUUUGGACGUGCGUAAUAAUUCAGCGGUGAUGAAGCGGGCCGAGCAACUUAAGCGUUGGGAGGAAUCGGACACAAAUCGUCAACCACCAACACCACGUCCCGAGCGAGGACGCAAAAUAAAAUUCUCCUCGGGUUGUGUCUUUCUGGCGGCCUGUAUGUCUGGCGAUAAGGAGGAAGUGCUAAAACUAUUAGAAAGUGGUGCUGACAUAAAUACAGCCAAUGUUGAUGGAUUAACUGCCCUACAUCAGGCUUGCAUUGAUGAUAAUCUAGAAAUGGUUGAAUUUCUAAUCGAACAUGGCGCUGAUAUAAACAGACAAGAUAAUGAAGGUUGGACGCCGCUGCAUGCCACCGCCUCAUGCGGCUUUGUGAGCAUAGCCCGCUAUUUGGUGGAGCAUGGCGCCGAUCCGGCCGCUGUAAAUAGCGACGGUGACUUGGCCGUGGACUUGGCUGUCGAUAUACAACAUUUGGCGAUGAUGGAUUUCAUGCAGAAGGUGAUGACUGAACACAAUAUCGACUGUGAGAAGGCGCGACAGGCGGAGGAGCAGCUAAUGUUGAGCGAUGCCAAGAAAUGGUUGCGUAGCGAUGCGUCCGAAGUGGAUCGGCCGCAUCCGAAAACAGGUGCCACAGCGCUGCAUGUUGCCGCAGCAAAGGGUUAUACAAAGGUUAUAAGUUUACUACUCGCCGGGCGUGCUAAUGUUGAUAAACAGGACAAUGACGGCUGGACGCCGUUGCAUGCUGCAUCGCAUUGGGGCCAAAAGGAGGCGGCCGAUAUGCUGGUCAAUGCCAUGGCCGAUAUGGAUAUACGCAAUUAUGCCGGACAAACGUGCAUCGAUGUGGCCGAUCGUAAAAUGGCGAAAUUCUUGGAGGAAUUGCGUAGCACCAGCAAUAAACGUGUCAAACGUCGUCCUUCUAGUCAAAUCAGAAUCUCAGAUAAAAUUGAAAAUCACAUUGAAAAUACGCCAACGAAAAUCAUACGUGUGGAAGUGAAAUCGGAUCAGUCCAAGGAUCAAGCGAAUGCUUCCAUAACUGAAAAUGAAAAUGAACUGCCAAUGAUUGAUAGUAGCGAUCAGCUGGAUCAGCCACAUAAUCUAGCGCGCAUAGCUGAGUAUGAUGAAACUGACUCUGAACUCACCGACUCAACAGAGAGCUCACAUUCGACCAGCCUAUCUGAACCUGAAGGUAUCUUUGGUGAAUGUGUGUAUGAAAAAUCGAAGCAAACAAAUGAAACUGUCAAACCAUCCGCCGUUGCUAACACAGACAACCAGUCGGUUGAGGAUGAAGCGCCAUGGCGUCGCAAUAGCUUGGCAAGAGCGCGCACACAAAAUGAAAGUCCAACGAAAAUUCAAGUUCCUGAAAAAGAUGUUAGUAAAACUAACAAUACCACAGAAACAUCAGAUGUUAUCUUACGACGCACCCAGAGCUUUGAGCAUGAUGAGAAAUUCUAUCAAAAAUAUCAUGAGCUGCGCGCACGCAUAAAAGCCAAUUCAUGCCCCAUAUUGCCGGCCAAGCAGCUCAAUAAUAGUAACAACAGUAGUAACAGUAAUAGCCAAAAUAACAAUAGCAACAGUAGCAAUAGCAAUAACAACAUCAACAAUAAUAGCAAUAACAGUAACAAUAUUAAUAACAGUAAAAGUAACAUCAACACCACCAACAUUAUCAAUAAUCCCACAAGCGCAUUAGGCAACGUUUACACGCCCAUUCCAAAUUAUUCGGUACAAAGAUCGGCAUCACUCAAAGAUCAUAGAAAUUACAGAACCAUUUCGACGAACACAUCGUCCACAUCGAUAACGGCGUCAACAGCUGAUACUACGACUACGUCAAUAACGACAAGCAGCACCACAACCACCACCACACCAUCGACAGCUACAACAACGACACCAAUACGCAGCGCACAAAAUAGUGGCAAGGGUGCUGCCACAAGUGCCACCAGCACCAACAGCAAUAAUAAAAAUAAUAACAACAACAACAAUAAUAAUAAUACAAAUGUCAAUAAUACGUUCACUGCCAAUAACAACAACAAUAAUAAUAACAGUAAUAAUGACACUAAACCGCCAACAUCAUCUACUUCUGAUGCAGCAGCACCAACUACCACUACAAAGCAGAAAAUGUCAGCCGGCACAAUUUUCAAAAAUUUCUUCAAAUCCUUUGUGCCGCCCGUGCGUGACGAGGAGAGCGAAACACAGCGUAAGGCACACGCCAAACGUGUGCGCGAGACGCGUCGCUCCACACAGGGUGUAACGUUGGACGAAAUCAAGAGCGCCGAAGAGUUGGUCAAGAAGAAGAAUUCAAAUAUGAACAACAACAAUAACAGCAGCAGCAAUGAAACGCAAGUAGCUACAGCAAUAGCAGCAACAAUUCCAACAACAACAACAGCAGAACAACAACAAGAAGUUGAAACGCACGCAGAACCGUCGUCAGUAGCUGCCACGCCAAUGCUGCCAACUACAGAAACGCCGACACACGCGUCACAGAGACAAACAGUAGAAAGCGAUGAAACACAACAAACACCAGCCGCAGAGCAAGAAAGCAACCGUGCAGUGUGCACGUCAGCGGAGGAGGGUGAUACCACGGUGGAGAAAGAGUAUGAGCAGCAGGAUGAUGAAGCUGCUGUGGACAAUGAUGAUGGCGAGGAUGUUUCGGCCUCGUUCACCAUUGUAGCGCCAACUAGAAAGAAUUCUAGCACGAAGGCAACAAUGUUAGAUGAUACCACAACAGAUGAUGCAACCACCACCGAUGAUAACGAUGAUGAAGUGAGUGCCACGUAUACGUUGACACCGCGUCACUCGUUUGUCGGCGGCGCUGCACCCACUGAGACUGUGGAAACGACGAUAGUGGUCACACCACCGGAAAUAAUAAUCAAUGAAGGUGAACUGGAUAGUGAAACAGUGCGAAAAAAAUUAGACACAGAUGAGAUGUCGCAAGAAAAUGCGACUGAGAGUGAGAUCAAGCCUGAGAUCGAUGAUGACUUAGAGAAUGAAGAGGAUGAGUCAGAUGAGUCUGAGCAGGCGGACGAAGACGCUGUAGAAAUGCGAAAUGUAAGCAAGGCAGAAGCUGAUGAACAGGCUGAACUAGAGGCGGAUGAUGAAGAAGAAGUGAUUGAGGAGAAAGAGGCGAUGGACGCCGAAGAGGAGGUGGAAUCAGAGAAUAGUGAAAUUAUAGAAAUCAACGAGUUAGGAAAUGAAAAGACUGAAAGCUCUGCCACUCAAGAGUUGGCUACUACACACAUAUCCUCGGUCCCCAACCCAACCGAUACGUCAGUGCCACAAACUGAACGUACACGCCUUAACACAUUAAUUCCAUUGCCACUGGUUGGUGUGGCGUCGAGCAGUGUGGCGCAUGCCACAGAUGUGACGUCGACCACACCCACCAGUACGAGCGCAAAUACGCCAACACUCGAUAGUCCUGUGCGCCUGCGCGAAAAGCGUAUACCUUACGAACCCGACAACAGCAACAAUGCCUUAACGUUAAACGAACGCUUACGUUACGAAGCGAAGAAAUAUAGCACGGUCGGCGAUAGUGACGAGUCGUCGUCAUCGUCGACGGUCGCUAGUAAAACACGCUCACUACCACCAACGUCGUUUAUAAGUGAUGCCGGUGGCUUAAAUGAACUGUCAACAAGUUAUGGUAAAAUCUCACUCGGCAGUCGGCGCAGCUUGGACUCAUCCUCAUUGUCAUUACACGAGAGCAAAACAGAUCAGACGACCGCAAAUGAGUCGCAAACAUUGCAGAGUCCUAUCAGUAGUAUUAGUAGUUGUGGUAGUAGCAGUGGCGGUACAGCGUUUGGGGCAACUACAACAACAGUGACGGCGACGGCGCCGAGCAGCAGCAGCAGCGGUAGCAAUAGUAGCGCAAUGGCUGAGCGACGUCCUUCUUGGCGUUUGAAAUUCGAUGCUGGCUGUAAGUUCAAAUUGGAAGAUGCAUCGAGUGGGAAUACAUUUCCGCCAAAUAACAGCACAAUUAUACCGAGCGCACCAGCUGUUAUUGCCGCUGCCAAUCUGUCGUCAACCAUAUCACAACGGCGCAUCAACAGUAAUUCAUUGAAUUCGUCGAAUCAAUCGUUGAAUUCAAUUGGACGACCUGUGUCCGCACCCGUCAAUGCCACCACAUCCACCACAUUACUUAGCAAUGAUGCUCACAGCGAGGGUGUCAGCAUUUUCGGCCGGCGACUCACUGGUGGAAGCACCAAUAGCACUUAUAGCGCCACAAUCCCAGCAGCUACCACCACAACGUCUACUGCAGCCACAACUACAGCUAACGUCACAGCCGCUACGGCUAACUCGACGUCUAAAAAUAAUGAUGAUAAAGAUAAUGACAAAGAAAAUGAUAAUCGCAAUUUGGCUGCUCAAUCGGCUAUACAACGAAGAAGAAAACCAAAAAGAAGAUCCACCGGCGUUGUGCAUAUCGAUAUGGAUGAGCUCGAUCCAGAGCGACAAGAUUCAGCCAACGAUGCGGAAGAGAAAGAUAAAGAGAAGGAGAGUGGCGGUGAGCGCGGCACAUCACGUUCACGUUUGAGCAGCACCACUAACGCCAACACCAACGCAAACUCCACGACAGACGAGAAUAAAGCACGUGAUAGGUCAGAGAAUGGCGAAGCCAUCGACUACAAGGCUCUAUGGGAGGCUGUAAAAUUGGAGAACGACAAGCUCAAGCAGCAGCUUAAGAAGAAAGAUGAUGAAAUCGUACAAAGUAGAGCAACACUCGAAAGAUUUACAAACGCAACAACUAAAAACUCACUCUCAGAGCUUGAGAAACGCGAAAGGAGAGCAAUGGAACGCAAACUUUCCGAAAUGGAAGAAGAGUUAAAGCAAUUGGAAGUUUACAAAACGGAGAAUCAACGCCUUAAAGAGGAGAAUGGAGCGCUAAUUAGAGUAAUUAGUAAAUUAAGUAAAUGAAAUUAAUUUUAAAUUAAAUUUACAGAGUUACAAUGCAAAUUUAAUGUUAAUUUGAAAAAAAAUAACAAAUAACAAAAACAAAAAUCCUAAAAACCAACUGACUUCGUUAUCGAACGUGUAGAAAACCGUUAUUAUUUGCUAAAAAAAAAACACAAACAAAAACAACUACAACUACAUGAAACAGCAGCAUAGCAAAAUGUUCUUACUACGUACCGAGUAUAUUUUAAAUGUAAACAAAAAAAAAAAAGAAAACAAAAACAACAACAAAUCUAGCUGCGCUUGUAGAAAAAUAUGUGCUUGUGUAUGUGCCGCUUUGGCUGCAGCAUAAUUUUGAUUGUAAAAUAAUUAGAAUGAAAAAUGCAAAAAACAAAGAAACACUAAAAUGUUUUAUUACACUUUAUGACUGUUUUAAGUUUUAUUAUUAGCCUAGUGUGUCACCCACUGCGUUAAAAUAUUAUCAAAUAUACAUAUAAAACAAAAAAUUAUACGUAUACAUAUACAUACAAACAUACAUAAAUAUUAAUUGUUUGGAGUUUUUAAGAGCGUUUAGGCGAUAAUACACCACACACACACACACAUACAUAAAUAUAUACAAACACAUACAAAAACAAAGUUAUACAUACAUAAAAUAAUUAUCUCACAGAGAGUAUACUAAACCAACAAUAAAAAGAUAUUAAGAAAAAAAAUUGUUUAGCAUAAUAAUAUUAAAUUUACAAAAACGGACCUAUACAAAAACAAAAUAAAAAUAAAAUAGUUGUACAUGCAUACAUACAUAUUUGUUUAAAAAAAAUAUCGAUAUAUAUCUAAAUACAUAUGUAUGCGUUUGUAAUAUUAAAAAAACAACAAUAACUAUGUUAACACUAUGACUUAGCGCCUAAUGUAAUAAACACCCACACACACACACACACACACCAAUUCAAAUGUAACGUUAUAUACAUAUAUAUUUAUAUUCAGUGAUGUACGCAAUUUCACUAUAUUGAAUAUUUAAAAUUAAAUCAUUUUUAAUGUUUUCAUAAUAAUAUUAAAAAAAAUAAAUCAGUUGUUAAUUUAUAUGCAUUUGUGUGAAAAAUAAAAUAAAAUAAAAUUAAAAAAAUAAAAAUUAUUUAUAAACACCGAAACCAACAUACGUGCAUAUUCAUUGCAUUAUUUGCAUACCAACAUUACGUACAUACAUCAAUGACUAUUUAAACGCAUACAUACAUACAAACAUACGUACCACAAAAAAAAACAUACACACCUACAAUACAUAAAUAAAGUAUACAAAAAUAUAUAUUUUUCAUAUUUAUUAAAUUGUCUAAACAAUAAAAUUAUUAUCACAUACAUAGCUGUUUACAUUUGUAACUAGUUUUUUUUUUUUUUUUUUUUUUUUUUGAAAAAAACCGAACAUUUUUAGCGGAACGACAGUGAAGAGGUGCAAUAAUUAUAAAAUUUUAUCAGUUCGUAUGAAAUGUUAUUUGAAAGUUUGAAUAUUUUAUAAUUUUAUUUUUUAUUUUCAAGUAUUAUAAAAUAUUUUCUCACCAAAUUUCCAUAUUUUUAGUUAAUUCCAUUUAAAAAUUAUUAAUAAUUUUUCAAAUUUUUUCGGCGACUUUUUCGAAUAAAUUUUUCAGUUCCUACACAGUUUUUUCUAAGGUAAUAAAAUUAUCUUCUAAAUUAUAGCUGAGUUACUUCUUAAUCAUAUCCAAAUAAAAACUGAAAUAUAAAAAAAAAUAUUUCAACAAUUUCAAAAAUUUUUUUUUGUAAUUUUUUACUUUAUUGUUUUUUACUUUACCAUAAAAAAUCAACUAUAAAGUUUUUAUUUGAUAAAAUUCAGGUUUUUUGCCAAAGCUAUAUUGUACAUUUUUUUUGUUGUUGUAAAAACGGAGCUUUUCAAUUUUUUGUAAUUUUGCACCUAAUUUAACCCUUUAGUCAUUAAUAUUUCAAAAGUUAAAAAAAGCAAGAAACUGAUCCGCGACGCCGCAAACUUUGCUAUUAACUGUUUUAGUAUAAGUGUAAAAUAUAUGAGUAGUUAAACUAAAUUUUUCAAAAACAAAAAAAAACUUUAUAAAUAAAAUUUAAAUUUUAAAUCAAACUAAAUUGCGAACUUUUUCUUUAAUUAGUAUCAUAG